Molecule: messenger RNA, 2076 nt
Organism: Leptinotarsa decemlineata (Colorado potato beetle)
Lineage: Eukaryota; Metazoa; Arthropoda; Insecta; Coleoptera; Chrysomelidae
Product: juvenile hormone esterase
Source: RefSeq, a predicted model, not a curated record
CUGAUAUCUAGUGUAUGAACGUAUGAAUAGUUGAAAUUAUAUUUCCUUAUAUUCACUACAUACUGCAGUAUAUGAAUACGAUACAAAUGUUUUUUAGAAUUAGUUUAGGUGUGUUUUGUACAGCGGUUAUCGUGGGACUAUUACUUGGUCAAAAUGCAGACAAUGAUGAUGAAGCCGCGUACAUUGUCACUCUUCCCCUUGGCAAGAUCCAAGGACAUGCAUUGAAAAGCCACAAGGAAGCGUUGUACUAUGCUUUCCAAGAAAUUCCUUAUGCAUCUCCUCCAGUGGGAACUUUGAGAUUCAAAGACCCUGUACCACCAAGGCCCUGGACUGGGAUUUUGAACACCACAAAAAAUAAAAAAAUUUGUAUGCAACUAUAUAAAGAUGAUCCCAGAGAAACUGAAGACUGUUUAUAUCUCAACGUGUAUACGCCCACGAAUCCAGACGAAUGUAAUUCUUCACAACUACUUUCUGUCUACGUUUUUGUACACGGAGGUUUCUUCUGUAAGGGAGAUGGUUCAUUUCAAAGUUUUGGACCACAAUUCUUCAUGGACUAUGGAAUUGUACUGGUGACAUUGAAUUACCGACUAGGGGCAUUUGGUUUUCUCAGUACUGCAGAUGAGGUUAUAUCAGGUAACUUUGGACUGAAAGACCAAAAUUUAGCUUUGAAAUGGGUGAAAGAUAAUAUACAUCUCUUUGGUGGAGAUUCAUCGAAGAUUACAUUAGGAGGACAGAGUGCGGCGGGAGGAGCAGUUGGUCAUCACCUUCUGAGUAAACAGUCGAAAGGACUCUUCAGAGGACUGAUUAUGCAAAGUGGUUCGCCUCUUUGUGGAAAGAUGUUCCAGAAAAGUCCACGAUAUUUUGCUUACAAACUGGGAUCUCUGCUGAACAGUGACUUUGGCUCCAAUAAUUCAUCCAGAGAACUCUUGGAAUUGCUUCAAAAUGUUUCUGCAAAAGAUAUCAAAGGAAACAGUGACAUGGAGAUCCCAUUCGAAAUGAGAAACUCUGUUGGAAAUGAGGACAAUAGAAUAUGGGCACCUGUAGAAGAUGGCCAAUUCGUUCAAGGAUCCAUGCAUGAAAAUCUGAAGCUGGGACGCUUCAACCUGGUUCCUAUUCUGAUGGGAAUAACUUCUGAAGAGCAACUUCGCUUCAAUUUGAAUAAACUCAAGUCCAAGGCAAAAUAUUUUGACAGCAACACCUCCUUCUUGAUCAAUGGAAAUCUCAAUAUGAAGGCAGAAAACAAGCAGCCAGCCGGAGAAAUGUUGAAGAAAUUGUAUACAAAUAGUUCAUUUGGAGAAGAAUUUGGAUCUUUUGUCAGGUACAUUAGUGAUGCCAAAUAUACCACUCCUGUUGCACGACAUGCGGAUCUGCAGUCCAAAUAUACAGACGUAUUUUUUUAUCAGUUCUCAUAUCAUGGCAAGCUGAACUUCAAUACCGCUUCAGUUCCUGGCGCUGAACGAGUAGGACAUGCAGAGGAUAAUUAUUACCUAUUCAAAGUAGGAUUUCACUCCAAGAUCGACAAAGUUCCCGAGUCAGACUUACUAACACAAUCAAGAAUGUUGAGAUUAUGGACAAACUUCAUGAAAUAUCUAAAUCCAACUCCAUUUGAAGAUCCCCUCCUGGCUCACGUUGUAUGGCCCAAAGUGAAACCAGACGAGUUUUUAUAUUUGGAUAUAGGCAAUUCGUUAUCAAUCAAAACCAAUCCAAAGGAAUAUCACAACUGGAAAAAAAUUUUCAACGAAUUUGCUGAAGAUAUUCAAACAACAUAUUGAUAACAGAAAUGAAACGAGUAACACCCAGUCAAAACACCCGGUCUCUGUAAUAAUGUCACCAGGAAAUCAGACAACAUGCCUCAGUAGAAUAUGAAGUCAGUGAAGGGAAAGAGGAAAAAAUAUUUUCAAAAUUAUUUCUUGUGAGCCUUUAUCAUAUGUUGACUCAUAUAUACAAGUCGCUGUUUAUUGCAAUGAAUUCUUUUCUUUCGUAGCCAGUCGUCAUAUUAUCGAAUAUCUUUAUAGAAUGAUAACAAACCUUCUUUCAUUACUCAUAUAAAAUUUAAUAAAGAAAGUUUCAAAUCUU